GGCUUUCUUCUUUCUAGUUGAAAAUAAGAAUGACAAAAAAUCUUCAUGGAAAAAAUUUACCAGUUUUUGAUUUCACUUGUUAUUAUUGUUGUUGCAUCACCCCUGAUCAACUGGUAUAUUGAUCGCAAUGAGGCUAAGAAGUUUGAAGAAGUCAAAAUCUGGUUGGCCAAGCAUAACUUUAAAAAGUAUGCAGAUGAAUUCCAAAAGGCUGGCUACACAUCAUUGAUCAAAGUGGGGAACCUUACAAAAGAUGACAUUGAGAAUGUAGUGUCAAGUUCGUGGUCAUUCUUGCAAUCACAGUCAUCAAAAGUGGAUGAUAUUUUUAAGUCUACACAGGAACUGAAGUUAAAUUUGCAAUUUGAAUAUUGGUUACAUGUCAACAGGCUUAAAGAUUUUAAGAAUACAUUUAAAAAAAUGAAUAUUUAUACUUUAAAACAAGUGUUAGAAAAUACUGAACAAUUAAAAAAGAUAAAGAAACUAUCAGAUUCUGGUGUCUUUUCUACGUUGCGUCACAAUGAUAUUGAUGGAUAUCCAUUAGGCGAGAGAGAAAGUGUAUCAUGGUUCUAUUUACAUUUCUACUGGACAUGGACAUGGAGUGUAACUGCAGCUAAAUAUAUUUUACUCUUUGUGGUACUAUCAAUCUGUGCAACUUCUAUUUUCAUUGCACUGCUUUUUUACUAUGUGGCAAACAACGUUACCCAUGAAGCUGUUGCAGCCUUUAUUCGGAGAAUUUUUACACACACUGGUGGAGGACAAGGGACUCGAAGAACAGCAACAACAACAGCAGCAACAACAACCAUUAAUUGGUUUAUGAACUUGGGAGAUCUUUUCAGACGGUCACAACCUAUAAACAUAAGAAGAAACAGAGAUGAAAGUAAUGACAUUGGAAUGUUAUCCAGUUUAUUUGGAACGUAUUUCGAUGCCAAAAAAAGUACAAUUACCUGGAAUAUGGCAGACGAGGUAGCAGUAGUUGGAAACGAGGUUGUAAUGACAGUUCAGUUCUUUAGACACAAUGGGUUACAAUUUCCUGCAUCAGAAUUAGAAAGUCUCAAAUGUGAAGUGUUAAAUGAAGUGACCAUGAUUCAGUGUCACAUCAAUAACAAGGAAGAUAAAAAUACUGUGACUAUCCAUUUCACCCCCAUCAAAGCUGGUCAGUAUAAUAUAUCCAUUUUAGCAAAUGGAUCGCAUGCUGGUAAAUCUCCAUACAAGAAAGUAUUUAAAGCAGCUUGUAUUGAUGCACAAAAAAGCAGUCUUCAUUUACCCAGCUCAUUGCUUGUUUUGCAGCAAUGUGUACAAGAACUUAUAAUGUUUGAUGAGCGAGACAAAUAUGGUAACAUAUGUUUAUCUAAAGUGGAAGAGUUGUACAAGUAUCAAUUUUCCAUAACUGAGAUGAAAGAAAAUGGUCAGAAGAUUUCACCAAUGUUAUCAUUUAUAAGUAAUGACGCAAAUGCCAACAAUAGAAAUAAAGCAUGGCUGACAAUUUCACAACCAGGAGUGUAUCUGGCCAAUGUGUUUUACGAUAACGAGAUUUUGAGUGACAACAUUGUCUUACUGGUUCUAACAACUUCAGAGUUCCAUGAAGUUUUGAAGAAUACUGACACACCGAGUUGGAGCCUUUGGUAUGAAGCAUACACAAAACAAGACCAAGAUGGAUCCAAAAACAAUGGAAGACAAAAUAGUGUAUCAAGCCAACUGGGUGAUGCAAAACGAAAGAAAGUUUAUUGUUUCAUUAAUUCAAAGCUUUUGACGAUCAAGGAAUAUUACUGGAAAAUAUUUCCUAAAAAUUUAUAUACCUUUCGCAUCAAACCGUCACUUAAGAUUUCUUUAGCAGACGAUACUUGUGAUGGAACAGAGCUGAAGGGAUUUCGUAUUGAAACAAACUGCGAAAAAAAUGUGGAAUUGUUUUCUAGAAAGAGAAAUGUACUGGUGGCUACUUUAGUUAAAUUCUUGCUAAAAAAUAUAGGCGGUUCUGAAUGUUUUGAAAACAAGAAAAGUUAUUUCUACAAAGAAUUGCAUGAUCUUCAUACAGUGAAAUCACAGAUGAGUGUUGCUAUCAAAGUGAAAAGACAGAGUGUCUUGCAUGAUACUUUUCGCGCCGUCAAAUCAUUCUCGCGUGGCGAUUGGUGGAAAAAACUGAAUAUUUCAUUUGUAGGCGAGCUAGGACUGGACUAUGGCGGGUUAACAAGAGAAUGGAUUCAUGUUUUGAUUGGAGAGUUAUUUCAUGCUGACGGUGCUUUAUUUCGAAGGUUCAACAAAGAUGACCAACAAGCUUUAAUUCACCCAAAUCCAUUUCGCAAAGAGAAGUAUCAGAAAAUAAAAUUUUUUGAACUAGCAGGUCAAAUAGUAGGAAAAUGUUUGGUGGAGUGCUCGUGUGGACAAGUCCGUCAACAGUAUGUUAAAGCACGGUUCACACGAUCGUUUCUUUCGCAAUUACUUGGACUGGGCGUGAGUUGGAGGCAUUUUGAGACUGACGAUAAGGAAUACUAUAGUGGAAAAAUUAAAUACAUCAUUGAGAACGAUCCACAAUAUUUAGACCUUACGUUCACUGAAGAUGUGUAUGAUAAUGAUAACAAACUUGUUAAGACUGUCGAUUUGAAACAUAAUGGUUCCAAGAUCGAAGUGACAGAGUCAAACAAAAUGGAGUACAUACAGCAACUAGCUGAAUACAGACUUUAUGAAAGUGUUAAAGAAGAGAUUACUCUCUUUUUAAAAGGUUUAAACUCGAUCGUACCGGAAGGUUUGCUGUCUAUAUUCGAUGAAAACGAACUCGAGUUAUUAAUUUGUGGUAUGGACGGUAUUAGUGUUGCCGACUUAAAAGCCAACUGCGUUCAAGCUGGUUCAAGCAGACAAUUUCAUAUUGUUUGUGAAUGGUUUUGGACUGUAAUAUCUAGUUUCAAUCAAGAGGAAUUAGCGCGAUUACUUCAAUUCACAACAGGAUGUUCUCAGCUGCCUCCAAACGGAUUCGCAGGUUUAGUUCCCACCUUUCAAAUCACAUCCGCAGGUGGAACGGACACAUUGCCAACAGCUCACACGUGUUUUAACAAUUUGUGUCUGCCUCAUUAUUCAUCCAUGGAAGAACUGUGGAAAAAACUCUUAUUAGCAAUAACAGAAGGUUCUGAAGGAUUUGGUAUGAUGUGAAUUUUAAUGUGAAUGUAGUUAGAUAUGAUAAUAAAUUUUACGGCUAGUGUGUUUUUCUAUGUAAAGAAGUUAAAAAAUACAAAUGGGUUAAUAGAAAGAAAUAUUCUUCUAGAAAAUUUCACUUUUUUGAUCGCCUCUCAAAACAGGUUCGUUAAAAGUGCGUAAAUAAAAUAUUUCAUAAGAUUGGGCUGGAACACACGUCCGCACCUUGAAUAUCCACCAUUCUCCAAAGAAAAAACUUAAUAUAAAUAAAAUUCUGUUUAAGUAUAAGAUACCUGUCGCUUUUAAAUAUUUCCCUUCCCGUCACUUUGAUUACCUGAAGGGAAUUUAUUUUCGUGAAAAAAUGUUUUAAAAUUAAAAUUUAAUUUUUGCGAGAACUAAUUUUUGCGAAGUCAGCAAGUCGUUAUAUUUCACACGAAUUAAAUUUUGCAGAAAAAGAAUUUGAUGAUAUUUGUUUUUCAAUGUACACCGUUUUUGAGGACUUAGGAUAAAGUAAAGAUUGUUGAAGUUGAAAUUCACAUACAAAUUAUAUGUAAUUCUUGGUAAAUCAGGAGAAAAAAAUAGUAUAAAUCGUUUUUACACUAAUUUUGUAAUUAAUUUUCGCGAAUUUGGCCAAUAACGAGUUUUCCAAUAAUUUUCACGGGAACUAAUUUUCGCGAAAUGGACGAAAACUCGCGAAAUUCUCGAAAAACCCAUUCCCGCGACAUUAAUUCCCUUAAGGUUCAAUGUUAUUUUAAAUCUUAUUUACAUGCGUCUCAGUUUGUUGUUUCUGCGAUUUUUUUAUUAAUUUUGCGUGAACGUACUUUUGUUAAACUUAAAAUAACAUCUCUCUGUCCGGAUUUUCUCUACAAUAACGAGACAACAACUCAUUUUAAAACUAGACGCGUUUUAAUUUUACAGCAAAAAUGCACUUCAGUGUUUUUGUAGUAAAUAAGUAUGCAGUAUGUAACUUUUAAGUAACUUCUGUAGCAUUUUUAUGUAUAUUUUAUUUAUAAUUUGUAGAAUAUAUAAAAAGAAAUAUAGCAAUCGAUUUAUCGAGAUGGUUUUCCUAAGAAUAAAAUAAUUGAAUUACUCGAUUUUA
Molecule: messenger RNA, 4219 nt
Organism: Hydractinia symbiolongicarpus
Lineage: Eukaryota; Metazoa; Cnidaria; Hydrozoa; Anthoathecata; Hydractiniidae
Product: apoptosis-resistant E3 ubiquitin protein ligase 1-like
Exons: 19
Coding region: 46-3138 (1030 amino acids)
Biological process (GO): proteasome-mediated ubiquitin-dependent protein catabolic process; protein polyubiquitination; negative regulation of apoptotic process
Molecular function (GO): protein binding; ubiquitin-protein transferase activity
Source: RefSeq, a predicted model, not a curated record